UCAAAAUAUUUGUAAAACAUUUUUCCAAACUGGGUACACCGAAUCAUUAAGAACUUUAACGCCUACUAAAAUGAUAAAGACAACCGGAGGACGAAGCGUUAUCGCACACUGUGUAUAUACCUCAUCUUCGUGAACUCGGAAAGAGCUAAACAAAAGAUGGAAACGGUAUCAAUCGCCACGGUGAUCGACCGUCUGUGGCAUCCGCUCAAAGAGCCGAUUGCUGAUCCAAUGAUCGGAAAGUUUCCAAGCACAGGUCCCGAAGAUGGAGAAAUUACCAGCUCACUGCCGCGAGAACGCCGUCCUCUUCAAGGCUAAGGAUUACAUGAACCUCGACGCCAGAUCCGAGGGAUUCAGGACGAGCGUCAGGUUCAACAAGGUCCCGGACUUCUACACGAUCGACGACAAGGACUACUACGCGGCAGAAAUGAAAAUACAAGGUAUCAAGGUCGGCUCGGCCGCCCUGGCGAGUCAGGACAUCUUGAACGUGAAGAUCCAAGAGACGGAAGGGUGCAAGCAAGUAAGGAACUUGAAUUUUCACAUUCCUCCCGAGGCCGAUGUUAAGAAGGCCUCGGUCGAGGUGUUCAACGGGGACACCGUCUUCGUGAGAGCUCCCCUGAAAAGGAGGCCUCUUUAACGUCGAAGACCGCAGGAAACGAAUAAAUCAGAACUUAAGUAAAAGUCACGGUACAGUUUCUCUUUUUAUUAAUGAAAUGCUUAGUGAAAAUUCAAGUAAUCGCGAGUCCCUGGACCGUGUCUA
Messenger RNA from Orussus abietinus, 757 nucleotides. RefSeq lists its product as uncharacterized. The record is from RefSeq and is a predicted model, not a curated record. NCBI's taxonomy places the organism in Eukaryota, Metazoa, Arthropoda, Insecta, Hymenoptera, Orussidae. Bases 263 to 634 code for a protein of 123 amino acids. The transcript has 2 exons.